Mucor velutinosus is the source of this 474-nucleotide messenger RNA. Its product is annotated as [Pyruvate dehydrogenase (acetyl-transferring)] kinase isozyme 2. The transcript has a single exon. Gene Ontology annotation, molecular function: protein binding. Bases 1 to 474 code for a protein of 157 amino acids. Lineage: Eukaryota; Fungi; Mucoromycota; Mucoromycetes; Mucorales; Mucoraceae. The record is from RefSeq and is a predicted model, not a curated record.
AUGCCUAUCGAUUGGAGCGCCUUGCCAGCAGAGAUUUGGUUGUUGGUUUUCAGUCAUGUAGUAGGAGACAUAAAGCAAUUGGCUCAAUGUUGUCUCAUUUCCAAAACUUGGGACCCUCUUGCUGAAAGAGCCAUGUUUGGUCAAGCUCUUCAAUUUAGAAACACCACUACUCUCACUAGAUUCUACAAUCAUGUGGUCAGAAAGCCUUUCUUGGGACGAUGUAUCAAGUACAUUCACUUUGAGCCGAUCAUCAUGGGCAGCCUACCAUUCCACAGAUAUUUUCUUCAAUUGGCAUUUACUCCUACCAUCAGAAGCGUACAAGGCACCGCCAAUGACGAAUCACUCAAAAUCAUGCUUGACAUUGCUAAAGGCUCAACCGAGCGAUUCAAAAAACUAGCCUAUUUGCCAUUGCCGCCCAUGUUCGAUGCAACGAUUCAUAAAGAAAUGGCCCUCUAUUUUUUCGAAAGACCCUAA